Messenger RNA from Solanum dulcamara, 3554 nucleotides. RefSeq names its product protein TIC110, chloroplastic. Gene Ontology annotation, cellular component: TOC-TIC supercomplex I. Lineage: Eukaryota; Viridiplantae; Streptophyta; Magnoliopsida; Solanales; Solanaceae. Gene Ontology annotation, biological process: protein import into chloroplast stroma. The record is from RefSeq and is a predicted model, not a curated record. The transcript is spliced from 15 exons. Bases 212 to 3235 code for a protein of 1007 amino acids.
GCAGAGAGAAGUAAAGCGUAAAGCAGAGGGGUGGAAAGUGCAAUUAGAAAAAGUUGUUGUUAUCUUCUUCUCCGCCCACCUGACCUGUCCUUUAACCUCUAUCCUCUUCUUCCAAACUCUCUACUACUUGGUUAAACCCUAUUUCACAACAUAAUCUUCUCGUCUCAAUUCUCCAACUAGUGUAGUAGUAGUAGAACCAGAAGAGAUAAAUAUGAACCCAUCAUCACUUCUCCUCCCUACCAAUCAACCUUCUGCAAACACUUUCCUCUCUCCAUUUCUCAAUCCUACACCUCUCCAUCUUACCCCUAAAAUCUACCUAAAACGCCGCAUUCAAUCGACCAUCCGUUCAUGUUCAUCUUCAUCUGCCUCUGUUCAGGACAAACCUACUUCGGUUAACCCAGAUGUCUUUGGAGGUAAAAAGGAGCUUUCUCCUAUUCAAUCCCUUGUUGAUGCCAUGUCACCCCCCAUAAGAAUAGCUAGCUCCGCUUUGGUAUUUGCCGGUGCUAUUGCUGCUGGAUACGGACUUGGUCUUCGUUUUGGUGGGUCAAGGAAUGCUGGGGUCGGUGGUGCUAUUGCUCUUGGUGCUGCUGGUGCCGGUGCUGCUUAUGCAUUGAAUUCUUGCGCUCCUGAAGUCGCUGCUAUUAAUUUGCAUAACUAUGUAGCGGAUUUUGAGGACCCUGCUGCCUUGAACAAGGAAGAUAUUGAAGCAAUUGCCAAUAAGUAUGGUGUCAGCAGACAGAAUGAGGCAUUCAAUGCGGAACUACGAGAUAUAUAUUGCCGGUAUGUAUCUGCUGUCCUUCCUACCAGUACUGAAGAACUUAGAGGCGAUGAAGUUGAUAAAAUAAUCAAAUUUAAAAAUGCAUUGGGAAUUGAUGAUCCAGAUGCAGCAGAUAUGCAUAUGGAGAUUGGUAGGCGAAUCUUCAGGCAAAGACUUGAAACGGGAGAUCGUGAUGGAGAUAUGGAGCAACGUCGGGCAUUUCAGAAGUUGAUAUAUGUCUCAACUCUCGUAUUUGGAGAAGCAUCUUCUUUCCUUUUACCUUGGAAACGUGUUUUCAAGGUUACUGAUUCCCAGGUUGAGGUUGCUGUCAGGGACAAUGCACAACGGUUGUAUGCCUCCAAGCUUAAGUCCGUUGGGCGAGAUAUUGAUGUGAACCAGCUGGUCAGUUUGAGAGAAGCACAGCUUGCAUAUCGACUGUCCGACGAGCUUGCACAUGAGAUGUUUAAGGAGCAUGCAAGAAAGUUUGUUGAGAAAAUCAUAUCAACUGCUGUUGGCAUAUUGAAGUCAAGGACAAGAGCAACCAGGGAACCCACACGUGUCAUUGAGGAAAUUGAUAAGGUAUUGUCAUAUAAUAAUUUGCUAAUCUCACUGAAGAACCAUGCUGAUGCGAGUCGCUUUGCUCCUGGCAUUGGGCCAGUUUCCUUAGUAGGAGGGGAGUAUGACGGUGAUAGGAAGAUGGAUGAACUAAAACUUCUCUACAGGGCAUAUGUUACAGAUUCUUUGUCAAGUGGUCGGAUGGAAGAAGACAAGCUUGCCGCUCUGAACCAAUUGAGAAAUAUAUUUGGUUUGGGGAAACGAGAAGCAGAUACAAUCACAUUGGAUGUCACCUCAAAGGUAUACCGUAAACGACUUGCUCAAGCUGUUACCAGUGGUGAAUUAGAAGCGGCCGAGAGCAAAGCAGCCCAUCUUCAAGAUCUUUGUGAAGAAUUACAUUUUGAUCCGCAAAAGGCUCUUGAGAUUCAUGAAGAAAUCUACAGGCAAAAGCUUCAGCAGCUUGUCGCUGAUGGAGAACUUAGUGAUGAGGACAUGAAGGCAUUGGAGCGCCUGCAGGUAAUGCUUUGCGUUCCCAAGCAAACAGUUGAAGCUGCUCAUGCAGAUAUCUGUGGCAGUUUAUUUGAAAAGGUGGUUAAGGAAGCAAUUGCUUGUGGAAUAGAUGGUUAUGAUACCGAGACCAAAAAUUCUGUGAGGAAGGCAGCAUAUGGUUUACGAUUAACCAGGGAGGUUGCCAUGACUAUUGCUAGUAAGGCAGUCAGAAAGAUUUUCAUCACUUACAUUCAGAGGGCCAGAGGAGCUGGAAGCCGCACUGAAUCAGCCAAAGAACUGAAAAAAAUGAUAGCCUUUAAUAGUUUUGUUGUGUCUCAACUAGUUGCGGACAUUAAGGGUGAAUCAUCUGAUACACCACCAGAAGAGACUCCAGAGGAACAGAUUCAACAAAUCGAAGAGGAGGAUGAGGAGUGGGAGUCCUUGCAAUCACUAAGAAAAGUAAAACCCAGCAAGGAUAAUUUGAGAAAGGAAAUCCAGACCGAGAUUACUCUCAAGGAUGAUCUUCCGGAAAGAGACAGAACAGAACUUUACAAGACAUACUUGCUCUUUUGUCUAACUGGGCAAGUUACUAGAAUUCCUUUUGGGGUCCAGAUCACCACAAAGAAGGAUGACUCUGAAUAUGUUUUUCUAAGUCAACUUGGUAGCAUCCUUGGGUUGACUGAUAAUGAGAUUGUUGGAGUGCACCAAAAUUUAGCUGAGCAGGCUUUUAGGCAACAAGCAGAGGUGAUCUUAGCUGAUGGACAGAUAACGAAGGCCAAAAUGGUACAGCUCAAUGAGUUGCAGAAGAAUGUUGGCUUGCCGCCACAGUAUGCUCAGAAUAUAAUAAAGAGCAUCACAACAACAAAACUGGCGGCAGCCCUUGAAACUGCUGUUGCUCAGGGAAGGCUGAGCAUUAAGGAGAUUAGAGAAUUGAAAGAGUCCUCAGUAGACAUAAACACCAUGAUAUCCGAAAGUUUACGUGAGAAUCUUUUCAAAAAGACUCUGGAUGAUAUCUUCUCAUCUGGUACUGGCGAGUUUGACGAAGCAGAGGUAUAUGAGAAUAUCCCAAAAGAUCUUAAUAUAAAUGCUGAGAAGGCCAAAAAAGUUGUUCAUGAACUAGCUCGUAGCAGAUUAUCGAACUCACUUAUUCAGGCCGUGUCACUUUUGAGGCAGAGAAAUCAUAAAGCAUUGGUUUCUUCUCUCAAUGAUUUGUUAGCUUGUGACAAGGCCGUUCCUGCAACCCCAUUAUCUUGGGAGGUACCAGAAGAACUGGCUGAUCUAUUCAUCGUAUAUUUGAAGAGUGAUCCCCCACCAGAAAAGUUGUCCAGGUUACAGUAUCUGUUAGAUAUAAGUGAUUCAACAGCAGAAACAUUGAGAUCUGUGAAGGAUAGAGCACUACCAAAUGGGGCAGGAGAAGAGGAGUUUGUAUUUUGAUUCUCUUAUAGCUACUGAUAAAUGUUCGUAUAUUGUAGACGGGGAGAGACGGUUGCAGGUAUUUUUUGUUGUUUAAUGUAAGUGAGGUGUAUCUUUUUGCAGUGCUUUUAAGAUGUGAGCUAGAAUCAUUGGGGUCUCAUAGUUACAAGCUAUAGAUCCGAAGGAAAUUCAAGUGUACCAGUACAAAGAUCUGAUGUCGUUUGUGUAUCAAAGACGAAAUGAACUCCUUAGAGAGAAAAAUGAUCAAAAUAGUCCUUGACCGAUAGAGUCCUAAAUAAAUAUACAACUAACGAUGAAGGGGAAAAUAUCUGCUGUGAAA